This is a messenger RNA of Alligator mississippiensis (American alligator), 3802 nucleotides long. Its product is annotated as maestro heat-like repeat-containing protein family member 2A. Bases 2176 to 3336 code for a protein of 386 amino acids. The record is from RefSeq and is a predicted model, not a curated record. The transcript has 11 exons. Lineage: Eukaryota; Metazoa; Chordata; Crocodylia; Alligatoridae. Gene Ontology annotation, cellular component: cytoplasm.
CUUUUACUUAUAUUUCCAGGUUAAAGGAGCUUGUUGCCAUUCUAUUCCAAUAAAGGAAAUAAGGACAAAUGACACUACCGAAUAAGAGAGAAAUGCCAGUAGCACAUGUGUAGGAUGUAUUGCCCUUGGUGGGAGUUUGUGUGCUGACAUUUACCCCGCCUCAUCCCCCUCAGGCUCACAAGGAGGGAAGGGCAGCAAGGUCCAAAUGGAGGCCUUUAAUGCUCAGCUCCUUCCGAGGACUGGGAAAUCCAAAGGGCAGAUCAGAUGAUGUGGGAGCUGGUUAACUGCAUGCACAGUCUUUCAUCUUCCCAUAUCAGUAUAGCUCAUGCCUUUUAUGACUAGAGACAGCAACAGCAAGGCUCUGAUUGAGAUUGGCACUCCAGAGUAUUGUUUUACACCAGCCCCAAGGCAGGACUGACACUUUUCCCCAGAGGUCUGUGUGAAGUGAGCCAAGAAUCUUGCUCCAGGUCCUGUAGAGGGGAAUCCUAGCCCCAGACACCAACCCAAACUUCCUUCCUUCUUUAAAUCUGAAAAGAGGGCACGAGCUAAGAGGAAACUGCACAUGGAAGGCUUCCCAUUUCCCAUUUAUAGAGGGAGUUAAGAUGAUGGCCUAGUUUACAGAGCAGGUGAGCACCUGCAGCAGGAGUGAAAGGGCGAUGUCCAUUCCUGAAGUUCAAGCCAGAAGCAUGCAAUAAUCAAGGGAAACUGCUGCACAUGCUGCAUGCCUGACCUGCCACUAGCAGGCACUAUUUUAGAAGACCUCUGUUUGCGCUCAGCACCCUGUAAGAUGCCACACAGCCAGCCUUAAUAGCAUGGCAAACUUUGGCAUUACUUCCCUGAUAUGGAACUGAGACAUAGCACACCUAAGAUCACAGGCCUUGCUGUUGCUAAGUCAGAGAAAAGUGCUCCUGCAGGUAGCCCUGUGCAGAGGGGGUGUCAGCCUCUCACUGUGUUUUGAAGGAAGAAAAGGACUUGAUUAAGCCAGAUGCUGUAUUCACGGAAAAAAAAUAUAACAGCUCCACCAUCUUGUACAGUUCCUUCAAUCACUCUUUUAUUUUACUUAUCCUGCACGUCCUCGAGUGUAUGCAGUCACACGCUGCACUUAAUCACAUCUAUUCAUUUAGCAGUACAUGCAACCGUUCUAGUAUCAUUGGGAAAAGUCUCCUCCCCCUCGAUGAAUUACAGGCAUCUUGGGAAAAGCAAGAGCGAACCCCCUGCAGUGAGAGUUUGACACAUCAGAGGUCUCUGAAAAGGGACUCAAGAGGUCUCGGUUCAAUUCCCUGCACCAGCACACGUCUUGUGGACCCGCCACUUACUCUCUCUUUGCCUCCCUACUCUCAUCUGCUAAUUGAGAGUAGUGAUCAUUGGCAAUCUGACAGGGGUUGUGUAUGAGUUAAACAUGGCAGCAACGUGGGAGGGAAGCAAGAGCACUUUUAUAUACAGAUUUCCUACCUCUUGAGACAGUUGUGUGUGAUUCCUACUGGGCCAAGUUUUAAAGUCCUGAAUCAGCGACUUCUUGAGUAGAGUUCAUGGCAGCGUCCACCCCGCACCCACCCCUGGGGGCACUGGAUGGAGGGGGCGGGUGGGGCCUCCAUGUAGACAGACCCAGGACCCAUGUGGGCAGGGUGCAUUUGGCAGGCUGGAUGGACAAGAUGGUUGCAACCCAGUCCUGUAACAUCUGAGGGCUACAACAAGCCAUUUUGGACGACAAGAUGCAAAAACAAAGGAGGCCAAGAACUAGCAAGUGAGAGGAAGCUUUUCCUGGUUCCAACCUAGUUUUAUUUCUUACAAAUUCAACCAUAGGCAGAUUUAAUUACUCGAUCAGUGCUGGAAGGUACAGCGCACCUGGAGAAGACAGGAAACUCCAAGGUGAUCUGGGGGACUAAGAUAGUCUACAUCAAAUCAAAUUGACCCUCCUCUGGGGAUACUUGUAUCUGGAGCCUUAUGCAGCCCUGUGAAAGCUUCCAUGAUACGCAGCCCCUCAUCGGUCAGCAGCCACCUGUGAGGUAGGACAUGGUCACCUAGUUGUCAUAGUGGUGCUUACAUCACAAAGGCUGUUGGCUCACCUCUUUCCUGGGUCCUGGACCUGGAGCCUUGAGUGCCUCCGGACGCCUUCGCGAUAGGAGCUGCUCAGCGCAUUAGAGAAGGAAAGCUUGUUUAAGCCGACUUUGAACAAUGGAAGUCAUCGAUCUGAAACUACCCAGCAGAGGUUUUUCCAUCAGUGAUCCCUCUGCAGCGAGAUGCCUGGUGGAUCAAGCUCAGGGCAAUCUUGGCCCAGAGUUUGGCCAGGCAGACGUGGACCUUGACAUUACUGUGAGCCUUCUGCUGGAGAGACUCCAACAGGAGGAGGAGACAAGAGUCACCAUUUACUCCAGCCUGCAGGAAGUCUUGCAGGGGGACAUAAAGAGCCUAGACAGGGACCUUGUCAGGAGGAUCAUCCACUUGGCCUCCAAAGACAUGAGGGAGACCCAGCAAGAAAAUGAUGAAGUGCAGUUGGCUGCAGGAAAAACCCUCGUGGCACUUGCCGGCACCUUUUACAAUUGGGUGAUGUAUGAGCUGCAGUGUCACGUGGGCAUCAUGGAGCUCCCUCCAAUUUACUUCUUGAUUACGCUGGGCGACGUGGCCUCAGCCUAUGCACUGAGGUCUGAGCCCUUCCUUGUGCUGACGCUCAGCAAAUUGCGUUUUGUGCUGAGGCUGGUGGAGACCGACCAGAUGAAGCGGGCGCUGUGUGGAGUUGUGGAAGGCUUUGCCCAGGCUGCCAACCUGAUAUUUCACGUCGGGGACGAGAGCCCGUUCCCUAGCUGCCGGGCAGCCGACUAUGGUUUUCAUGUGCUCCCUUUCUUUAAUCUCAUGAGCAGCAGCUGGCUGACAAGCGAGGACCUGGAGCUGCAGCAGGCUGCGGUCAAGGCGCUGGGACCCGCAAUGGGCCUCCUUCUCCACCAUGAGAGGCAUCGCAAUACUGUUUUUGAGAGGCUCCCCUGUCUCCUGCAGCAAUACGAGGGAGGGGUCGACAAUCUUCAUGUCACCAUGAGUCUGAGCCAGCUCUUGGAGGUAGCCUAUGAUUUUGAGGUCCCUCUCCCCGAUGGGAAACUCAAGAGCAUCUGCUUUGCCCUGCACACCCAGGUGUGUGAUAUCGCACAGCUGCCGGGCUCAGAGAACCAGGUCAAGGUGUUCUACUGUCUCCGCCUGCUGGACCAAUUUAUUUCCUUUGUGGGCUCCCGCCUCAAGACUGACAAAGAGGGAAGCUGCGUGGCAUCCCUCUCCAUCUUUAGCGGCAUCAUUGCUGCUGACUGUAAGUAUGACCAGAGCAAAUGUGCUGACUGCUGUCUUGGCUGACCCUUCAGGAACUGAGUUAGGACUGUCCAGGCCGAAUGACCUGUCCUGCUCUAGCUGCGCUCAAGAGCCCUGGCUGUAGAGCUAGAGUCAGACCUCCGUCCUCUGCUGCUCGGUCCCAGAGGGCCAGUAGCACCCUGCAUCCUGCUGGAUGACACAGGAAUGCUGGGACCAAAUCCUGCUCGGACACCUCUCCUGGCAGCACUCUCAAGUCGAGAGGUUUAACGAGCCCUUUUAUGGCCCAAGAGACUUUCCCAGGUUGCAAAGUAGAGACAGGAGGUUGUGCAGGUCGCCACAAGCAGGUCUUUUGCAAGCCGGGUGCCUCUUGCUGUGGAUUGCUCCCAGAACACAGCAAUAUUGUGCCCUCCUUUUCCUUCCAGUGCCCGAGAUGAGCCAGAAAAAAUGUGCUGUAGUCAAGGCCAUGAGGUGCAUGCUUGGUGAUCAGAGCACUGAGGUGAAGAAGGCCGUC